This is a messenger RNA of Ceutorhynchus assimilis (cabbage seed weevil), 654 nucleotides long. The record is from the annotation of a GenBank genome assembly. Lineage: Eukaryota; Metazoa; Arthropoda; Insecta; Coleoptera; Curculionidae.
AUGUCCUCUGAAGACGAAGACGUACCCCAAUUAUCAGCACAUACAUUUGCAGCCCUACAAGACUUUUAUCGAGAACAAGAAGAGCGAGAGUCCAAAGAAAUACAGGCAAAAGAACUUGCUCUAACUGGAGGAGUUGAUUUCGAUGAAAAUUGGCAACUAAGUCAGUUUUGGUAUGACCAAAAUACUAUUGACGGUUUAGCAGAUCUUGCAUUAGAAUCAGUUGGAAAAAAUAGUAAAAUUGCUUUAGUUUCAUGUCCUACAUUGUACCAGGCAAUAAAAGAAAAAGCAGGACCGGAGGCUGAAGUCACCCUAUUUGAGUUUGAUCAAAGAUUUGCAGCUAUUGGAAAAGACUUUGUCCUUUACGAUUACAAGGCACCUUUGAAUAUUCCCAGAGAAAAAGCCAGCUACUAUGAUAUAGUCCUAGCAGAUCCUCCGUUUUUAUCUGAAGAAUGUCUUACUAAAACAGCUGUUACUAUAAAAUUUUUAACCAAAGGAAAAAUAAUACUUUGUACAGGUGCCACGAUGGCAGAAUUAGCCCAAAGACUUUUGGAUCUUAGGAAAAACAAAUUCGAACCUAAACAUAAAAAUAAUUUAGCUAACGAAUUUUGGUGUUUUACAAAUUUUAACGAUGACAAUAAAAAAUCUGGUUUAUGA